Messenger RNA from Betta splendens (Siamese fighting fish), 1890 nucleotides. RefSeq names its product guanylate cyclase activator 1B (gene guca1b). Gene Ontology annotation, biological process: visual perception. The record is from RefSeq and is a predicted model, not a curated record. Gene Ontology annotation, cellular component: cone photoreceptor outer segment; photoreceptor inner segment. Lineage: Eukaryota; Metazoa; Chordata; Actinopteri; Anabantiformes; Osphronemidae. Gene Ontology annotation, molecular function: calcium sensitive guanylate cyclase activator activity; calcium ion binding.
UGUCAAUGCUGCUAUUAGCGCAACAUUUUACUGCACAGUAUUUGUAAUUUUGUGACAUUGAUCAGCCAACAUAAAUUCAGUUUUAGUGAUUUUCAGGGUCAGUUAUAUAGUAACUGAGCCAAAGAAGGAAACAACGGUGAUUAGGAUGUGCGUACAGAAAUUAUGCGUCUUAUUCGGCACCUACCUAUAGGUAGGUAUACCUUUUGCAGGUAUAGAAGACUAAGUUAUGUAAGAUGACUCGAAAUAGUGAAGGAAAGUGAGAUUUUAUAUAACUCUUGUGGUUGAACAAAAUCAUUUUAAUUAUGUGGGAACACAUCUUCACGUGGCCCUGACUCUGCUAAACCAAUAUUAGACUCCCUCUGUUGUCAGCAGGUACCAUGGGCCAGGUCUCACCGGUAAACAUUGUCUUCCACUAACAAAGAUCAAAGCUGCUGAUGUAGUAGAAUAUGCUACCUUUUAUGAAAAACAUUUGCCCUUUUAGUAAUUACUAUUAUUGUUUAUGCUUGUAUGCAUUAUGGAAUUUAGCGAAUGUUUGUUAUAAGCUUCAGGCAUGUAAAUAGUAAUCAGGUUAUCCAUAAUUAACCUGAAGGUCAGAGCUGACAAAGUAUUACACACUUAGUUUAAGUGACUCAUCAGUUUGUACAGAAACUCCAGUGCAGAGAGGAAUUAAAGUUAUAUCAGCUAUUUAGCUUUAGAGUCAGUAAAUGUUUUAUAAUUGUCAUUUCAAGUCACAUAGACCUUUUUGUCAUUACAUACACAUAAUUAAAGCCAUGCUACACAAACAUUUGCUAAAAAAAUUCAAUCAUCAAUUAACUGUGUUUCAAAAGUGCAGAACGUUUGUUCUUUUGAUUUAGACAGGCAGAAGUAAAUGCAAAAGGAAAUCCUUCCCCUUUCAUGUAGGCUAAUUGGUUUUGACAAGUUUCUGUUUCUAAUCCCUCAUCAUAUAAUCCAUAACCACCCAGAUCUUUCAAAAGGGAUUUCACACCGCAGAGAACCUAAUAACCAUUCAACUUGCAAUUAUUUGGAUUUUGCUAGCAUUUAGCUUAAUAAAUAUUUAUAUGUUUUAAUACUGAGGUAAUCAGGCCCAAACAUUUUUGUGAUGUAAGCAUUACUUUUAGUCUUUGGGAAUUGUUGGGAUAUUAUCUUCACAAUGGGUCAGCACCUCGGUGAGGAUAAUGACUUGGACAAGGAAAUUGAUGUGGCGGCUGAAGAAUGGUACAAAAAGUUUGUUGUGGAAUGUCCAAGCGGGACUUUGUUUAUGCAUGAGUUCACUUUUUUUGGUGUUACCAAUAACAAGGAGGCUGCAGACUAUAUUGAAAACAUGUUUAGAGCCUUUGACAAGAACGGUGACAACGCCAUUGAUUUUCUGGAGUAUGUGGCCGCCUUAUACUUGGUCCUGAGGGGUAAACUGGAACAUAAGCUUAAAUGGACAUUCAAAAUGUAUGAUAAAGAUGGAAGUGGGUGCAUUGAUAAAACAGAGCUUCUUAAAAUUGUGGAGGCAGUUUAUCGACUGAAGAAAGCCUGCCACGGAGAGCUGGAUGAAGAAUGCAAUCUACUGACUCCAGAACAAGUGGUUGACCGGAUAUUUGAGCUUGUUGAUGAAAAUGGAGAUGGGGAAAUGUCACUGGACGAGUUCAUUGAUGGAGCACGAAGGGACAAGUGGGUAAUAAGGAUGCUGCAGAUGGACGUCAACCCUAGGGACUGGAUGAGCGACUGAAUUCUAAAGCUGUUAUGUGGAGCAGGCAUUUGUCACAUGCAUAUACAUUUAAAUCAAAUAUCAAAUAUAAGACCUGACCGCAUAUUAAAUAUUCCGAUGUGAAACAUUACGAAAAAACAGAUCGUAAUAGUAAAAAUUAUAAAUACAUAAGACUGUAAAACUGUCAUGUCACC